Molecule: messenger RNA, 6717 nt
Organism: Sarcophilus harrisii (Tasmanian devil)
Lineage: Eukaryota; Metazoa; Chordata; Mammalia; Dasyuromorphia; Dasyuridae
Gene: NRCAM
Product: neuronal cell adhesion molecule
Exons: 35
Coding region: 461-4213 (1250 amino acids)
Biological process (GO): cell-cell adhesion; brain development
Molecular function (GO): cell-cell adhesion mediator activity
Source: RefSeq, a predicted model, not a curated record
GCGGAAUCAUCUGUCGGGUCGAGGGCAGACAGACGAGCGCGCGCGCGCUGGGUGCCCGGGCUAGACUUCAGUCCCAGACGCACUGUGCAGUGGGAAGCGUGCGGGAGUCUCGCCGGCUUCAGGGAGGGGAGCGGCAGAAACUGUCUCGGAGAAUUGGGUGGGAAAAGGCAAAGAACGAGGAAGCAAAGGAGAGACCUCAAAUCAAACUGCUGUUCAGCCAGAAUCUGAAGGAGACGUGGGUGGGGGCAGUGGAGAGAUCUGAAUCUGUAUUAAGAUACUGUUCCCACGGAGCAAUAUUUGCUGAAGAUUCCUCCUUGAGGUAAUCUGUCUGAGAAAACUUCAAACUCAGCAGACAGUGAGGGACCUGCAAAGGACUCUGUUGAAGAGACCUAUGGUAUAGAAGAGUAAAAGAAAAAAGAUCUUAUACCGGAAGGCUGUUUUACAAGCAGGAAUUAAGUUAAUGCGGCUUAAAAUCAUGCCCCUAAAGAAGAGCUUUUCUGUACACCGAGUUCCUUUGAUUCUCUUCCUAUGCCAGUUGAUGAGUGCCCUGGAAGUCCCUCUUGAUCAACUUGAAAAUUUGGUGCAACCUCCAACUAUCACUCGUCAAUCUCCAAAAGAUUACAUUAUUGACCCCCGAGAGAAUAUUGAAAUCCAAUGUGAGGCAAAAGGAAAACCACCUCCCAGCUUCUCCUGGACACGCAAUGGGACUCAUUUUGACAUAGACAAAGAUCCCCUAGUAAAAAUGCUGCCCAACUCAGGAACCCUUGUAAUCAGCAUUACAAUUGAAGGGAAGGCAGAGACAUAUGAAGGAGUCUAUCAGUGUACUGCAAGGAAUGAACGUGGGGCAGCAAUUUCUAAUAAUAUUAUAAUUCGUCCAUCCAGAUCUCCCUUGUGGACCAAAGAAAAACUGGAACAAAUCACAAUUCUGAAAGGACAGUCUCUCGUACUUCCUUGCAGACCCCCUCUUGGAUUGCCACCACCUAUUAUAUUUUGGAUGGACAAUUCUUUUCAACGCCUUCCGCAAAGUGAAAGGGUUUCCCAAGGUCUAAAUGGAGACCUUUAUUUUUCUAAUGUGCUACCAGAAGACACUCGUGAAGAUUAUGUUUGUUAUGCAAGAUUUAAUCAUACUCAGACCAUCCAGCAGAAGCAACCCAUUUCUGUGAAAGUCCAUUCAAUGGAUGAAUUGAAUGACACUAUAACUGCUAAUUUGAGUGACUCUGAGUUUUACGGUGCCAAGUCCUAUAUUGAGAGGCCACCAAAACUUUUGAGUCCAGAAGGCCGCACAAGUCACAAAGAAGAGUUACGAGAAAAUGUUCUUUCCUUAGAAUGUAUUGCAGAAGGCUUGCCUACUCCCUCUAUUACCUGGACAAAAGAAGAUGGAGAGCUACCUAUCAAUCGGACAUCUUACACAAACUUUAGGAAAACUUUGAAUAUUAAUCUUGUUUCAGAGGCAGAUUCUGGAAAAUACAAAUGUACAGCAAGAAAUCCUUUAGGCUUUGUUGAACAUACCAUUUCAGUCACAGUCAAAGCGGCCCCAUACUGGAUCACAGCACCUAAAAACCUUGUGCUGUCCCCUGGGGAAGAUGGGACUUUGAUCUGCAGAGCUAAUGGAAAUCCCAAACCCAAAAUUAGCUGGUUAACAAAUGGUGUUCCAAUAGAAAUGGCUCCUGAUGAUCCCAGCAGAAAAAUAGAUGGUGAUACUAUCCUCUUUUCUGAUGUUCAAGAAAGCUCCAGUGCUGUUUAUCAAUGCAAUGCUUCAAAUGAAUAUGGAUACUUGCUGGCUAAUGCAUUUGUAAAUGUUUUGGCCGAGCCACCAAGGAUACUCACUGAUGCCAAUUUGCACUAUCAGGUCAUUACAGAUAGGCCUGCUAUGUUAGAUUGUGCUUUCUUUGGUUCUCCCAUUCCUACCUUCAAAUGGUUUAAGGGAACAAAAGGAAGUGUUCUUCAAGAGAACACAUACAUAUUUCAUGACAAUGGAACUUUGGAAAUUCCUGUGGCCCAGAAGGAUAGUGCAGGCACAUAUACAUGUGUAGUAAGAAACAAAUUAGGGAUGGCAAAAAAUGAUGUUCAUCUAGAAAUCAAAGAUCCAACCAGAAUCAUUAAACAUCCUGAAUAUAAAGUUGUACAGAGAGGUGGCAAAGUUUCCUUUGAAUGCAAAGUGAAACAUGAUCCAACUUUAAUAGCUACUCUCACAUGGCUGAAGGAUAAUGGUGAGCUGCCAAAUGAUGGAAGGUUCAGUAUCGAUAAUGAUCAUCUGGUUAUAAUGAACAUAAGUGAUGAAGAUGAUGCAACCUAUACUUGUGUAGCAAAUACAUCUUUGGACAUUGUUUCUGCAAGUGCUGUGCUUAGAGUUGUUGCUCCUGUUUACGAUCGUCCAAAUCCACCCUUUGAUUUGGAAUUGACAAGUCUCCUUGAAAGAAGUGUUCAACUGUCGUGGAUACCAGGAGAUGAAAACAAUAGCCCUAUUACAGAUUUCAUCAUUGAAUAUGAAGAUUCCUUGCACGAGCCAGGAAUAUGGCAUCACCACAGUGACGUUCCUGGAACACAAACAACAGCAGAGUUGAAACUUUCUCCUUACGUAAAAUAUUCUUUCCGUGUAAUUGCUGUCAACAGUAUUGGUAGAAGUCUUCCUAGUGAAGUAUCAGAAUAUUAUAUGACUAAAGCAGCAGAACCAGAAGAGAAUCCUACUGCUGUUGAAGGAAUAGGAUCAGAGCCUGAUAAUCUGGUGAUUACAUGGCAGCCAUUAAAAGGUUUUGAUUCUAAUGGACCUGGUCUUCAGUAUAAAGUCAGCUGGCGUCAGAAAGAUGGUGAUGAUGAGUGGACGUCUGUUGUAGUUGCAAACGUAUCCAAAUACAUUGUAUCAGGCACACCAACCUUUGUUCCAUAUUUGGUGAAAGUACAGGCACUAAAUGAUGUGGGAUUUGCUCCAGAGCCUGUGAUAAUCAUUGGGCAUUCUGGAGAGGACUUACCAAUGGUGGCUCCCAGCAAUGUGCAUGUGAAUGUGGUGAAUAGCACCUUGGCUGAAGUACACUGGGAGCCUGUACCCCCAAAAAGUAUUCGAGGACACUUGAAAGGCUAUCGGAUUUACUACUGGAAAGUGAAAAAUUCAUCUAAGAGGAACAAGCGUCAUGUUGAAAAAAAAAUCCUCACCUUCAAUGGCAACAAGACACAUGGCAUGUUGCCUGGCUUGGAGCCAUUUAGCCAUUACAUGCUGAAUGUUCGAGUUGUCAAUGGGAAAGGAGAGGGGCCUGCCAGUGUUGACCGAGUAUUUAAUACUCCAGAAGGAGUCCCCAGUGCUCCUCUUUUUCUGAAGAUCGUUAAUCCAACCCUUGAUUCACUAACUCUGGAAUGGGAUCCACCAAGUCAUCCAAAUGGUAUUUUGACAGCAUAUACCCUAAAGUUUCAGCCAAUUAACAGCACACAUGAAUUGGGUCCUUUGGUAGAUAUAAAAAUUCCAGCCAACAUGACAAGCCUAAUUUUAAGAAAUUUAAGUUACAACACACGCUAUAAGUUUUAUUUCUAUGCACAAACCUCAGCAGGAUCUGGAAGUCAAAUAACUGAGGAAGCUGUGACAACUGUGGAUGAAGGUAAGAUGGCUGGUGUUCACCCACCUGCUGUGGGUGCAGACAAAGAAAUCCAUUUUGCAACUUCUCCUGCUAUGCAUACUAGCCGUCCAACAUUCUAUAAGGUUCGACCAGUUAAUCCAAGGAUCCGAAAUGUUACCGCGGCUGCCGCUGAAACCUAUGCCAACAUCAGUUGGGAAUAUGAGGGACCAGAUCAUGUCCACUUUUAUGUUGAAUAUGGUGUAGCAGGGAGCAAAGAAGAAUGGAGAAAAGAAAUUGUAAAUGGUUCUCGGAGCUUCUUUGGGUUAAAGGGUCUCCUGCCAGGAACAUCUUACAAAGUUCGAGUUGGUGCUGAGGGGGACUCAGGUUUUGUGAGUUCUGAGGAUGUAUUUGAGACAGGUCCAGCAAUGGCAAGCCGGCAAGUGGACAUUGCUACUCAAGGCUGGUUCAUUGGUCUGAUGUGUGCUGUUGCUCUUCUCAUAUUGAUUUUGUUGAUCGUUUGCUUCAUCAGAAGAAACAAAGGUGGUAAAUAUCCAGUCAAAGAAAAAGAAGAUGCACAUGCUGAUCCAGAAAUUCAGCCUAUGAAGGAAGAUGAUGGAACUUUUGGAGAAUACAGGCUAUUUUCAUUUGUUUCUUCUGCACCCUUUUAAUGGAAUAUGUAGGUCUCUUGAAAGUGAUGCAGAGGAUCAUAAACCUUCAAAAAAGGGAAGUCGAACACCUUCAGACAGGACUGUGAAAAAGGAAGAUAGUGAUGAUAGUUUGGUUGACUAUGGAGAAGGGGUAAAUGGCCAGUUCAAUGAGGAUGGUUCUUUCAUUGGACAAUAUAGUGGUAAGAAAGAGAAAGAACCAGCAGAAGGAAAUGAAAGUUCUGAAGCUCCUUCUCCUGUCAAUGCCAUGAACUCCUUUGUUUAACCUUUAAAUUUACUGCCGACACACCCAUAUUCUCCAUGAUAUAUUUUUUAAAGCACUUGUAUGUCAGCUUUCUCACACUGUGAACAUGUAGGUAGAAAAGCUACUUUCUACUGUAUGUUUAUACUAUGAGACAGAUAGAUCAAACAUUUACACAAAUGAAUAACUCAGUAAAAGUGGUAUGUUAGUGUCAAUUGGAGUACAAAAUGCAGACUUUUCAUUCAAAAUGAAUAUUUUAAAAAAUUCUUCAGAACUGACAAAUAAUACAACUGAUAAUGUUAUUUCCUGGUGAAGAUACAGUACAAUGCAUGAAAAAUGCUACCACAUUUUACAGACAAACCUGUAUAUGUUAUUAAAACAGGGUUUGAUAUUUUGUAAUGCAGUCCUCGGCCGAAUCCCUAGAUAUGAAUUCCGUUUUCAUUGUUGAGAGUGUUAUUGUAGUAUUAUCUAGAACUUCAAUGUCUUUGUGGACAUUGUUGUGAAAUUGGUGACUUAAUGUCUAGCUGUCAUAAGUCUUCUUUCAAGACAAUUAGGAACCAUAUAUACAGUAUAGAAUUGCUAAAUGAGUGAAGUAUGACACUUGCAUUUGCUUACUGAGACUCUAUUACCUUCUCUUUGCUCCUAUUACCUUAUCGCCUUCUUAAUCUAUCAAGUAUUACAGCAGUACAGUGUUCUGUUUUUUAUACCGUCUAGACGGUGGAUUGUUUAGGCAAAAACAACAUGCAUUUCAAUGCCUUUUGAAAUCAGUACAGUCCUGAAGCGAAUUGAAAUCAAACCAUUAAAAAAAUGUUUUCAACAAACAAAAAUUCCAGAAAACACAGAGCAAGAUACAUUCAGUGCCUUCAUACAAUAUGCAUUCCAUAAUAUGCCAUCCUGCUAAAAUCAGUUGGCUCAAUAAAUGCUGAUCAGUUGACUACUAUCAUUGCCAAAAAAUAAAUAUAAGCACUUUUAAAAAAACAACCUAGAAGCAAUGAAACUUCUUGUGCUACGAAAUGGAAACACAGUUUUAAAGGCAUAAAGUACUGUGUAUUUUUGAAGGUUUGUUUUUGAGGAUUGAAAGAAAAGCUUCACAACCAACCAGAGCACAUAUCAUGAUUCUGCAGCCUUACACAGGUGACCCCCCCCCCCCAAAAGAAAAAACCCUCCAACAACAAAACAAUCAAAUUCAGCUAAGGAAGCAAGAGAUCAACUUGGUGGCAAAACAUCAACAAAAACAAUCUGUUUGCUCCAAAAGACCAUGACAUCAUGUCAACAGCUGUACAUGAUCCUUUAAAUCUUUACUUGACCCAUGUGGCAGCUUUUGAAACCAUGUGCGGCAUUAAGCAAUGUGUAUAUAAAUUGUUAUGGACAACUUCAGAAUCUGAGAACUUUGACAAGUGCUAAUAAGGCCUAGUGGUUAAAAGGAUUACAGUUAUUAGUUUCCAAAAAACAAAAAAAAAACAGCAUUCUCUCACAUUCAUGAACUCUAUAAUAGUUUACCUCCAAAUAUGAAAUUUUAUAACAACCUAUGGUUGAAGGAAUGCUCAGUUUCAUUUGCCAAUAAAUUGGUUUCUCAUAACUUGCAUCAAGUUUAAUUUUAAGUAAAGCUUUUUAUAUGUAGAUAUUUUGUUGAAUUUGUAAAUACACUUAAAGUGUAGAUGCUAUAUGCUUAUAGGUGUUACAUACAAAUAAACACUCAAAAUGUUUAUGUUGUACUGUGUAAGAAGUAUGAUAGCCAGUGGAGUGCAUGGGAUUUGAAAGCAUCUACUUAUACAUCUUUUUUUUUCCUUUUUUUUUUUUUUUUUUUUUUUUUUUUUUUUUUUUUUUUUUUUUGCUGUGAAACAAAUAGUGAACUAUUUAAUGUAUCAGCAAGAGAUUUUUAGAUAAAAUCUUCAGAGCUAAUACCUGUGAGGUACAAUAGGCCUUAGUCAUCUAGCCUUUUAUGUGUGUAGAUAAAGCACAGUCUGAAGGAAUCCCAAAUGAAGAUGGCCAUAUAUUCUUUCAUAGCACUGCAUUUGCUUCUCCCAAAUCAACUUUCGUAUUGAUAUUCAAAAAAAGACCAAAAAGUUAAGACCAGAUUGAUCAAAGAGCACAAAAAAAAAAUGUUACUGGGGAUUUACCAAGGUUCUUAGUAACAGAAGGAAAACAAGUACAAUUUUUACUCUUCUGUAAUGGUAGAUGCUAAAUUGAUCUGUGCAUGAAAGGGUCACUUCUGUAAUAGUGCAACAAAUUUUGUAAUUAAAAAUUAAAUGUGGUUUAAAAUUUC